Molecule: messenger RNA, 2067 nt
Organism: Lonchura striata (white-rumped munia)
Lineage: Eukaryota; Metazoa; Chordata; Aves; Passeriformes; Estrildidae
Gene: ZBTB7C
Product: zinc finger and BTB domain containing 7C
Biological process (GO): regulation of transcription by RNA polymerase II
Molecular function (GO): RNA polymerase II cis-regulatory region sequence-specific DNA binding; protein binding; DNA-binding transcription factor activity, RNA polymerase II-specific
Source: RefSeq, a predicted model, not a curated record
AGGAGACAGGAGGCUUCAAGACUGACCCUGCUGAGAGCCCCUGAGAUACUGAACUCUAUGAGCGGAGACCACUUAACUGCACUCAGCACCUUUCAGGAUCAGGCUCUAGGAAAUGGUCAGAGGAGUGAAAGGAGCAUCACCUCUUUGAAACAAAAUCAAGGGUAUUGGGCACUAAAUGAGAAUAUGGCCAAUGGCAUUGAAGAUCUUAUCGGGAUCCCAUUCCCGAACCACAGCAGCGAGGUCCUGUGUGGCUUAAACGAGCAGCGGCACGACGGGCUCCUCUGCGAUGUCAUCCUCAUCGUCCAGGACCAGGAGUACCGCACCCACCGCUCCGUCCUGGCUGCCUGCAGCAAGUACUUCAAAAAACUCUUCACUACCGGCACUUUAACAGACCAGCCCUAUGUUUACGAGAUUGACUUUGUCAAGCCUGAAGCACUUUCUGCCAUCCUCGAGUUUGCCUACACCUCAACCCUCACCAUCACCACCUCAAACGUCAAGCACAUCCUCAGCGCCGCCAAGAUGCUGGAGAUCCAGAGCAUCAUCAACGUAUGCCUUGAAAUUAUGGAGCCCGACAGAGAGGCCGAGGAGGAAGAUGACAAAGAGGACGACGAUGAUGAUGAAGACGAAGAUGAAGAUGAGGAGGAAGAGGAGGAGGAGGAAGAUGACAAAGAGGACGACGAUGAUGAUGAAGACGAAGAUGAAGAUGAGGAGGAAGAGGAGGAGGAGGAAGUGGAAGAUUUUGUCAAUCAGGAGAACCUAGCUGAUGUACAAGAAGUAAGCUGCCACCAAAGCCCUUCUGAGUCCGAUCUUACCGAAGAAGCUUAUACAGAAGCACCUAAAGAUUUUCCAAAUCACUUCCCAGCCAGUAACUCCUCUGGACACUUGGGCAUGAUACGAGACUUCUCCAUAGAGUCCUUGCUGAGUGAAAACUUGUACCCUAAGGCAAACAUCCCAGAACGGAGGCCAGCUCUGUCUCCUUUCACCCCCAGCUUCUUCCCCCACCUGUGGAACGGCGACUUUAACUCCUUCUCCCAGCUCGAGGAGCCACAAGUAGACAACGGCCCCUUGGAUCUGGUGAUCAAAAAGAGGAAGAUCAAAGAAGAGGAGGAGAAGGAAGACCUGCCUCCGCCUCCUUUCCCUAAUGACUUCUUCAAGGACAUGUUUGCCAACACCCCAGCAGCUCCCUUAGGGCAUAUUAAGGCAGAGGCUGACUACAGCGCUUAUCUCAAUUUCUUAAGUGCUACCCAGUUUGGAGGAGUUUUUCCCCCAUGGCCCCUGGAGGAAGAGAGGAAAAUAAAGCCCAAGGCAUCCCAGCAGUGUCCCAUCUGUAACAAAGUCAUCAUGGGAGCUGGCAAGCUGCCCAGGCACAUGAGGACCCACACGGGGGAGAAGCCCUAUAUGUGCAAUAUCUGUGAAGUUCGCUUUACCAGGCAGGACAAGCUCAAAAUCCACAUGCGGAAGCACACGGGGGAGCGGCCGUACCUGUGCAUCCACUGCAACGCCAAGUUCGUGCACAACUACGACCUGAAGAACCACAUGCGCAUCCACACGGGCAUCCGGCCCUACCAGUGCGAGUUCUGCUACAAGAGCUUCACCCGCUCCGACCACCUGCACCGCCACAUCAAGCGCCAGAGCUGCCGCAUCGCGCGGCCCCGGCGCGGCCGCAAGCCGGCGGCGUGGCGGGCGGCCGGCCUGCUCUUCGCGCCCGGCGGCCCGCCCGUGGAGAGCAGCUUCGUGAUGCCACCCACGCUGGAGGAGAUGAGCAGCCACCUCAGCAGCACGGCCAUGUGCCUUCCCGGCCCCAGCCCCAAACACUUCCUGAGCGGGGCCAAGACGCCCUUCAGCCUGCAGGAGCUGGAGAGCCAAAUUGAAGAAACCCAGAUGAAGCUCUUCAGGCGCGCACAGAUGGACAUGGAGAGGAACGCGGGCAUCUUCGCCUUUGCCCUGGGCCACAAUGAAAACCUCGCUGCCCAGCCCUUCUUCCCUCUCCCUGACCCUUGGAGCACAGGCUUCAGUGGCUUGGCAGGGCUUGGCCACGUGGCUCCCAUCUCAGAGUCCAGCAACUAA